GAGGCGUGGUAGAGAGGCCAUAGUAUCGCGAGAACUCUGUCUUCAGGGUCCCGAUCCUUCUGUGAGUAGGUGUCUGGGUCGGUCCAAGGUCCGCUCGGGUCACCGGAAGAAGCGCUGCCAGCUGGAACAGUGAGCAGAAUGAACACAUCCCUGGAACAGAGUGGCUGCUACAGUAAUAGAGAAACACUUUUGAGGUGCAGUGAUGCAAGGAGGGAGCUGGAGCUUGCUAUUGGUGGAGUACUCCGGGCUGAACAGCAAAUUAAAGAUAAUUUACGAGAGGUAAAAGCUCAGAUUCACAGCUGCAUAAGUCGCCACCUGGAAUGCCUUCGGAGCCGUGAGGUGUGGCUCAAUGAACAGGUGGAUCUCAUCUAUCAGCUUAAAGAGGAGACACUGCAGCAACAAGCCCAGCAGCUAUAUUGGCUAAUGGGCCAAUUCAAUUGUCUUAUUCAUCAACUGGAGUAUACCCAGAACAAAGAUCUUGCCAAUCAAGUCUCUCUGUGCUUGGAGAGACUGGGAAGUUUGGCCCUCAAGCCUGAAGAUUCAACUGUCCUACUCUUUGAAGCAGAUACGUCUGCUCUGCGCCAGACCAUCACCACAUUUGGAUCCCUCAAGACCAUUCAAAUUCCUGAACAUUUGAUGGCUCAUACCAGCUCUUCAAGUAUUGGACCUUUCCUAGAGAAAAGAGGGUGUAUCCAGGCGCCAGAGCAGAAGUCAGCAUCCAGUGGCACAGCUGUCUCUCUCAGUGAGUGGCUUCUUGUAAGCAAACCUGCGACUGGUCCUCAGGCUCCUUAUGUACCCAGUACCAACCCACAGGACUGGCUCAUCCCAAAACAGAUGUCAGAGAGUAGUCAGACUUCUGUCAGAAGCCGCAGUUUCUUCAGCGAUGCCUUGGGUAAUCUGAAGGGCUUAGAAAACUGGCUUCUUAACAGUCAUCAACAAGAAAUUCCUGGAAAACCAAGUUCCUCAAAAUGUAACAGCCAUUGUAGCACCAGUUCUUUCUCCACUGAAGUUGAAAAGGCUGAAGAUGUGGAGCUCCUCGAUCAUGAUGAGCUGGACCUGUCUGAUUGGUUGGUGACUCCUCAGGAACCCUGUGAACUGGAGAAGCCUGUGAACAGCAGCUGUGAAAGCAGCGAGAAGUUUAAACUCUUAUUUCAGGUGUUCAGAGAGCCCUACAAUGUGAGUGAUUGGCUUGUCAAGCCUGACUCCUGUACCAACUGUCAAGGUAACCAGCCAAGAGGUGUGGAGAUUGAGAACCUGGGCAAUCUGAAAUGCCUGAAUGACCACUUGGAGGCCAAAAAAUUACUGCCGGUCCCCAGCGUAAUCACUGAGAGCUGGCUUGUCCAGAACCAUCAGGACACGUGUAAAGUAGAGGAAGUAUGCAAAGCCAAUGAGCCCUGUACCAGUUUUGCAGAGUGUGUGUGUGAUGACAACUGUGAGAAGGAAGCGAUGUAUAAAUGGCUUCUGAAGAAGGAAGGAAAGGACAAGAAUGGAAUGCCCAUGGAACCCAAAUCUGAGCCUGAGAAACACAAAGAGUCCCUGAGUCUGUGGCUCUGCCCUUCCAGAAAUGAGCUAACUGAACAAACUAAGGCAUCUAAGGCUAUGGCUCCUGCUAGAAUUGCUGAUUCCUUUCAAGCCAUAAGGAAUAGUUCCUUGUCAGAGUGGCUUAUUGGGCCUCCAUGCAAAGGAGCCCCUAAGGAAGUGCCUAGUAUGGAGGAGAAAGCUGGCAAAGAAAUGCUUAAAAGCCCCAUGACCACUUCCUGGUGUCCUUUUAACACUGCUGACUGGGUCUUACCAGGAAAGAAAGUGGGAAAUCUCAGCCAGUUCUCCUCUGGGGAAGAUAAGUGGCUGCUUCGAAAGAAGGCACAGGAAGUAUUUCUUAAUUCACCCCUACAAGAAGAACGUAACUUUCGCCCAGACUGUUAUGGCCUCCCAGCAGUUUGUGAUCUCUUUGCCUGUAUGCAGCUUAAAGUUGACAAAGACAAAUGGCUGUACAGAACUCCUCUACAGAUGUGAAGGAAUGGACUACUAGAAUUGGGCAACUUUCCUGCAGAUUAUCACACAUCCUUGAGCUGAGUGAUCGCAACUUGCCAAACCAUUGUGCAUUCCAGGCCUGACUAGUCAGCUUAGUUUCUCUCCUGCUUAGUUCUGAACUAGUAAACAGAAAUCAUAAACGUUGAGUUGAGUCUGUGAAAGAGGCUUGAAGUGAAGGUGAUUCAUUCUUAUGGAAGCAGUAACUUGAUCGACUCUCACACUAGAAACCACAUCUUGGUACACAGGCCUUUACCAGCUUCUUUAGCAAACACUAGUUUUAAACGUGAAAUAUUUCUAUAUCAAGUGUGUUGAUGUGUUCAAGUUAGUAAAGUUCUCUAACAUUGUCUUUUGGCUGUUUUUCUUGUUACAGGCUUCUAGUGAUUUGAAACUUUUUUUUCUGUUCAGUUGAUUAUAUAGACUAUUUCACACAAAUAGUUAACCUUGCUAACACAGUAUAUUUUUCCCUACUAAAUGUCUAUUAGUUACAUUGUAUUGCAAAUUUUGAUACUCAUUAGAUAUUGUCAUUUCUAACAUUUCUCAGUUGAAAGAAAUUAAGCUACUACAAUUGUUGCCUUUCUUUCUUUCCAAGUCUCCAGUGAGCUCUGACUCUUACUGUUUCAAGACCACUCUUAGGGCAGUCAGAGCCCUUAAAGUCCUAAACCUUGGCUUUAACUAAAGAGCUCUAGGCCAACUAAAGCAGAAACGUAAAAUGUGUUAGGAAUGUAGUACCUGAACCACACUCAUCAUCCUAAGGAUUUAUUGGUGCAUCCUGUGUAUGGAAGCUGAGCUUGACACCUGGUGCUCUUAACUAGGGAUAAAGUCAAUGUCCUGUCACUUCAAGCACAGCAUCCUGAACCUCCAAAAGUACAGUGCAGUGACAUCUUGAUUAACAGGCUGUGCUCAACACUUGUGCCUUGGAGUGUUUCAUUGAAACUUCACAGAACUGACAUCCUUGAGUUAUUUAUGUCUGCAGGAGAGUAGCAGGACUUAUCUUUUAUAAUUCUCCAGGAUAACUUAGCUGCUUUCUAUGCUUUCACCUAUUAAUAUUAAGCCUCCAAAAUGCCCAUGCUAGUACUUUUUGGAAAUUUUUUUUUUUUUUUUUUUUUGGAAAAUUUUAUGGUCCCAUAGCGACAUUACCAUGCAGCUUUACUAAAGCUCCAAAUCAUAGCUGAAAAGAGCCUCCUAUUUUCUUAUGUCCCCCACAGGAGCCACUGAGUAUUAUAAAGCUGGUAGGUAAGAACAACUUAAGGAGCCUUUCCAACAUUUUAGGUUGCAGGGAACUUAGUCUCUUUUUUGAUGUCUAACACUGUAUUCACAUUAUUAAAACAUAAAAAUUUUAAGUUAAUCACUAUUGCUAAUGAUAUAUGAAACUUUCUUUUGCAUUGUUAAGUUUUAUAUCUCCAUUAAAAGCAUAAUGGUCACAUGACA
Arvicanthis niloticus (Nile rat) is the source of this 3459-nucleotide messenger RNA. It is a transcript of the gene Ncoa4, whose product is annotated as nuclear receptor coactivator 4. Gene Ontology annotation, biological process: response to hormone; intracellular iron ion homeostasis. Gene Ontology annotation, molecular function: transcription coactivator activity. NCBI's taxonomy places the organism in Eukaryota, Metazoa, Chordata, Mammalia, Rodentia, Muridae. The record is from RefSeq and is a predicted model, not a curated record.